Molecule: messenger RNA, 3705 nt
Organism: Durusdinium trenchii
Lineage: Eukaryota; Dinophyceae; Suessiales; Symbiodiniaceae
Source: the annotation of a GenBank genome assembly
AUGGAGCAGCCACGAUUGCAAGAUGCUCCUGGCAUUGUGGUCCUGCGGCUCCCCGCUCGUGCGAAACCCGGCGAUGCAGAAGUCAGCUCCCUGCGCAAGCAUGGGCUCCAAGCUCCGUGCGACGCAGAAGGCUGGACCACCUUGAGCGAUGGGAGUCGUUUGGGUUUCGUUUGCCUUGCUCCUCCCAGCAGCGCCUCCUCUCCGGCCGAAGCCUUGCUCGAGUGCCGCAGACGGGUCGAGCAGUUUUUGCAGAGCGGAGGUUGGAAAGACUGUGGCUUGCAAAAGUGGCCUCUCCAUCAUCGUGCUCGUCGUACCGAGCUCGUCCUGCAUGCGCUGCGGACCCCGAAGAUAUUGGGUUUGCUGCGCCAUAGCUUUCCACAGAGGCUCGUGUGGCUGCAGACCGCAGGGCGCCUUCCGUUCCUGGAUCAGCUCUAUGCGAUCUUCGGCGAGGCCGUGGCCUGGUCCUUCGCCUGGCACGUCUCUCAAUUGGUGUGCUUGGUGGGCAUCGCGUUGGCGUCCGUCAUUUUCACGGCCAUCAAGUGGAGUGAUGAGACGACGUACCAAAGCUUCAUGCCGACUGCCACCUUCUUCCUCAUCACGUGGUGCAUCCUGACCAUCGAAAGCCAAGAGGCAGUCAUGGCGAAGCUCCAAGAACAUUGGCAGCCGAUGAGAAGCCUCAGGUCCGAAGAAGUCACUAGCGAGGUCAGCAGCGAGCAAUCCUUCCAUGCGAGGACGAGCUCAAAGCGACGGUGGCAGGAGUCCAAGUUCCUGGCGUGCCUGCGACGGAACGUGCGCUUCGAGCUCUGUUGCGGUCCAAUUCUUCUUUUUGAAUGGCUGUUCAUUUGGUGUUUCUUCCUGGGCUUCUUCUGGCUCCAAUUAUGGACCACCUUUGAGUGGGGCGGUUGUCGCGAGUACAAUGAGCGCACCGGCACGCGAGACUGCAUGUCGCCGGAGUUCCUGUACCCUGUGAGCGGCAAGGUCUUGGCUGCGGUGCCCUCCUUCGCGCAGGGCUUUGCCUUUGAAUUGGUCUCGGGGCUCUCGAAGUUGAGCGUGGAUCUCAUCGUCUCUAUGCAGGUGUGGCCCUCCAAUGAAGAGAUGCGUUGCACCGCCGCGAGCUACUAUUUCUUCCUUGAAGUGGUGGGAAAACUGGGCUUUAUUUGCGUCUUGGGCUUCCUCUAUGUGCCAGAUUACGGGGGCGAUGAAAUGGGCUGCACUGGGCGCUUGGAUUUCUGGUUCUUGGGCAAUUGGUCGUUUAGCUGUUUGAAGCUCAACGUGCCGCGCACCUUGCGGUUCCAACUCUUCUUGGCCUCUGUCAAAGGGCCCUUCUUGAUCUCCGGCAUUCUGGGCAUCUUCAAGAAGACGCUCUUGCCGAUUCUUCUUGAGAAGUUGCGGAGCUUGGAGAACCUCUGGUGGCCCCUGGACUACCUGGUCAGGUGUGUCAUUGCAGUGUUGCGGCUGCUGGUUCUUCUGUUGUACUGCGAUUGGCACGCACGAGAUGCUGGUGGAGCCGCCUCCCUCCGUGCACUGCUGCGCCUGGCGGACGAUGCCAACGACGCAGACGCCGAGCGACGGCGAGCGCUGGCGGAGGGGCGCCGGCGGGUCUUCGACCCCUUCGAGGAAUGCAUCGAGUUGCUCUUGCAUUUCCUUUGGGUCUCUUGCUUCUUCGUGGUUUAUCCCUUGGGCGGCUUAUUGGCCUUUGGCAACCAGGCCCUGGAGCUCCGCUGCGACACGGUGAAGCUCCUCGCCGCGCGCCGGCGGCCGUGGCCCCGCGCGGCCGUGGCGGAGAAGAAGUGGCUUCCGUCAUGUGCCCAAUGGAUCGUUCAUAUUGCCAUCGUCAUGAACGUCCUGGUCUUGCUGUUGCCCUUCGCUCUGGCGGCACAAGAGUGUGGCGCUGUGCUGGUGACGGAGAAUCUGUGCACUCUGACCACGGCGCUGACCGCGCUGGCGGCCACAGUAGGUUUUGAAGUCUACUGGUGCUUCUUGCGAUGGUUCUUGCGGCGAUGCGGAAGAAGCAAAGCAGCAGAGCGAACAGCAGGCGCCCACGAGACCAUCAACCACAUUGUGCCCGCGCCGAUGGAAGUGAAGCCGAAGUCCAUGCCUUCGCCACGGGAGGCUUGGAGGUUGUUUUGCGAUGCUUUCGGUGAGUUGGAGAUAGGACAUCCACCACCCUACCCUCCACCACCGGGAGGCAAGGGACCCCCACCUCCGCCGUAUGGCCAUCCGCCACCUCACGGUCACCCACCACCUCACGGUCCGCCGCCGCACGGCUAUCCGCCACCUCAUGGUUAUCCACCUCCACCUCCCCAUGGCUAUGGACCACCGCCCCCGGGACCGCCGAUGACUAGCAGCUAUACGCAGGUCAUCUCCUCCGGUGCGGCUUAUGUGGUGGGUCCCGGGCACGAGUUUGAGCGGAUGGAAGACUUCUUUGCACCACCGCUGGAGAAUUGGGGCGGUCCAUAUUUGACCAUGCUGCAGUUCCUCUCUCACCAUGGCUGGCUGCUGGAUUUGCCUUUGGACCAGCGGAAGCUCCUGCUGCUCAGCGUGCCCUUCUGUGCCGGCUUCAUGGAAUGCCCAUCUCUUCCAAGAUUUCUGCAAGACAACUGGCUUCCUGGGAACCCCCAGGCACUGGGCGUUUCGAUGUUGGGUACUGAUUGCCAGUCGAGCAGCACCUGGGCCGCCAAGGAGAGGUACGUGACCCGAACGUUUCCUGGACAAGUUCUGCAACUUCGCCAGAUGGAUUUGACUCAUGCGAGCCUGCCCAAGUGCUCUUUGGCUUUGGGCGUACAUCCGGAGGCUACCAGGACGGGCUGGGUGGAAAUUAUCUCAAAGGUUGUCCACAGCCUUCUGCCUCACGGCCUGUGCGUGUUCGCUACCUACUUCGACAUUGAAGCCGCAGAGGUGCUUCGCGUGUGCCAGAGCUGUGGGAUGAAGAUGCAAAUCUUUGAAAAUCCUUACUACCAGGCCUUUCGCGAGCUGCCGCCGAGCCCGGCACUGCGCUUCCUCGUGGUUGGGAAAACGUCCGAAGCCCGACUCGGCCGGUCGGUGAAGCAUCCCGCCCUGUCCCGAGGUUUAUGUUCGAUUUUCCGCAUUCCACCACCUUCGACCGAACAGAGGGGCUACGACGUGCCCACGGAAACAGACUGGGUAGGCCGUCGCCCUCCCGAAGGGAAGAGCUGCAGGAUGAAGCAAGAGCUGAAGAGGUUCAUCCAGACACGUUUUCUCAAGGUCUCCCAGGCUCGGUCCGAGUUCGCCCAGCUUCACACCCCGGGGGCGUUCCAGGGGCGAAUUAAGACCUUCAAUGCCAAGCAUGGCUUUGGGUUUAUCGAUUGCCCUUUGGCCGCCGAGAAGUAUGGCCGCGAUGUCUUCAUCCACAAGGGGCAGCUCGGGGACGUGCCCGUGGGCAGCGAAAUCACCUUCCAAGUCAGGGAGAACAAGGACGGACAUCCACAGGCCAAGGAUGUGAAGAACAUGGAUGGUUCGAUUCCGGGUCCUUAUCCCGAAGACGAGGAUGCUGGUCACCAGGACGCCAACGGCGAAGGCGGCAAGGGCAAGAGGAAAGGUGGCAAAGACGGAGGAGGCGGUGGAAAGGGUGACCGUAAGGGCAAAGGAGAUCGAAAGGGAGGGAAAGGUGGGAAAGGAGGAGGCGGAGGCAAAGGAGGUGGAGGUGGAAAGGGGAAGAAAGGUGGAGGUGGCAAAGGUUGGUGA